This is a messenger RNA of Morus notabilis, 2004 nucleotides long. Its product is annotated as IQ domain-containing protein IQM6. Bases 44 to 1933 code for a protein of 629 amino acids. The transcript has 8 exons. Lineage: Eukaryota; Viridiplantae; Streptophyta; Magnoliopsida; Rosales; Moraceae. The record is from RefSeq and is a predicted model, not a curated record.
UUGGGACUACAGAGACACAACUAAGAUAUCCCAUUUUAGUCAAAUGGGAACAUUGUUUUCAUGUCCUUUUGGAGAUUUUAAUGAUUUGGAUAGUCGCUUUGAAAAUUUUAUAUUUAAGUCGAUCAAUUUUGGGGGAGGAGAGGCCAAGAGCCUAUUAAGGUCAGUCAGCUUCAAUGGCCGAGAGUCGGAACCAGCAACGACUAUAUUGAAAUCUUAUGGUUCAGCCAAGUUUGUAUUCGAACGGUCACUUAGCUUGAAGAGGAAGGAACUGGAGAGAAUGUUGUCUUUCAAAACUCCCACAGCAACUAUGGAGAACAAUGUGUUUGGUAGAGGAGCAAGUUCGAAGAAGAUCCGGGAUUUCGGAGAAAAAUUGCCCAGAUCAGAUGCCUUGUCCGAAGAGAAAUCGAUUCCACCAGAGCCCGAGGCGGGAAAUCAGAGAAACCAUGCAGCAUUGAAGCUGCAAAAGGUGUACAAAAGUUUCAGGACUAGGAGACGGCUAGCGGAUUGUGCAGUUAUGGUCGAACAAAGAUGGUGGAAGCUGCUAGAUUUUGCAGAACUAAAGCGGAGCUCAAUAUCAUUCUUCGAUAUUGAGAAGCCCGAGACUGCAAUUUCGCGUUGGUCAAGAGCGAGGACCAGAGCUGCCAAGGUAGGAAAAGGCUUGUCGAAGGAUGAAAAGGCUCGUAAACUCGCUUUACAGCAUUGGCUUGAGGCAAUAGAUCCUCGACAUCGCUAUGGCCAUAAUCUUCAAUUUUACUAUGCUAAAUGGCUUCACUGUCAGAGUAAACAGCCGUUUUUCUAUUGGCUCGAUAUAGGAGAAGGGAAAGAAGUUAAUUUAGAUAUAUGCCCCCGAUCGAAGCUUCAACAGCAGUGCAUCAAGUAUCUCGGGCCAACAGAAAGAGAGGCAUAUGAAGUUUCAGUACAGGAGGGCAAAUUUAUGUACAAGAAGAGCGGGGAACUUCUUGAUACAAAAGAAGGACCCAAAGAUGCUAAGUGGAUAUUUGUUCUUAGCACAUCAAAGACCUUGUAUGUUGGGAUGAAGAACAAAGGCACAUUUCAACAUUCAAGCUUCUUGGCGGGCGGGGCUACCUUGUCUGCUGGAAGAUUAAUAGUGGAAGAUGGUAUUCUAAAGGCAGUUUGGCCACACAGCGGGCAUUAUCUCCCAACUGAAGAAAAUUUUCAGGAAUUUAUGUCAUUCCUCACGGAGCACAACGUAGAUCUUACUAACGUAAAGAAAAGCCCAAGUGAUGAGGAAACCACUGGCUUAUUCUCCAAAAAGAGCUUCGACGCCAGCAUCCGAAGCAGUCUAUCCAAAGCAGCUUCAACUAAGGAUGCCGCAACAGAAAAUACCGAAAGCUUGGGCCAGCAGGACUCUGAUGCUGCAGCGAAUACAAAUCCAGUCAUCCCAAGGUUGCCAAGAGUUUUAUGCUCAAAGUUAACCAAACUCGAAAUACCAGAACGAAACCAUCUUGUUGUUGACAUUGUCAACAAGGAAUCACUCCAGUCAAGUGGCCACGGGGAUCACCGUCAGGACUCUAUUUCAGAAGACGGUUACGAGACAGCUGAAGAGUCAUUCCUGACAGAGGAAGAUUUCAUGUUUCCGAAGUGGAACUUGUUUGACGACGAAGAUCAAGAAGAGGAGGACAAGAAGCCAAUGAUCCCGAAGGAAAAGAUUAUUCAGAGGAUAGAUUCACACAAGGGAAUGAAGUCAUAUCAGUUGGCUCAGCAUUUAUCGACCAGAUGGUCAACCGGGGCUGGCCCGAGGAUUGGUUGUAUGAGGGAUUACCCUUCAGAGCUUCAGUUCAGAGUUUUGGAACAAGCAAACUUGUCUCCUAGAUCAAGGGGCUCUAGUUCAUCUCCUAGGAACCCGUCUCGGUUCUACCAAAAGGUCUUGAUGACUCCAACUUCUUUAGGUAGAGACACAACUAAUACAUAAUGCAAUUUCAUGUCCUCAGACAGGACACGACAAUAGAUCAAUGACUAGUACUAUAUCACGUGGGGAUAUAA